UUCCUGUUCUUAAAUUCCACGGCGGCGAUAUCUCCCUGCGGCAACGCAUGGCCAAUUCUGCCUCUCGCCGAUGUGUUCUCCAGCUGGGGCUGCUGCUCCUCAGCGGUGGCUUCUACUUGUCCUCGUCGGCCCCCGAGGAUGCUCGCGUCACUUACUUGCCAGGAUUCAAUGGAACGUUCCCAUCGGCUCACUAUGCCGGAUUUGUGACUGUAGAUGAGGACCAUGGGAGGAAGCUCUUCUACUACUUUGUGGUCUCCGAGAGAAGCCCCUCCAAGGAUCCGGUGGUGCUCUGGCUUAAUGGCGGACCGGGAUGCUCCAGCUUCGACGGCUUCGUUUAUGAGCAUGGUCCAUUCAAUUUUCAAUCGGGGGUGGCGAGUGGGAGUCUUCCACAGCUGCAUCUUAAUCCUUAUAGUUGGUCGAAGGUCUCUAACAUCAUCUAUUUGGACUCUCCGGCUGGAGUAGGAAUGUCAUACUCGACGGAUCAGUCGGACUACAAUACUGGGGAUCUGAAGACAGCUUCUGAUUCACACACCUUCCUUUUGAAGUGGUUUAGGGAAUAUCCAGAGUUCCUUGAAAAUCCAUUUUACAUUUCUGGAGAGUCGUAUGCUGGAGUUUACGUUCCAACUCUUGCUUCUGAAGUUGUUCAAGGAAUUAAAUCUGGCAUGACGCCUACUCUGAAUUUCAAGGGCUAUAUGGUUGGAAACGGUGUCACUGAUGAGGCAUUUGAUGGUGAUGCUCUUGUACCAUUUGCAUAUGGAAUGGGUCUUAUAUCAACCAACUUGUUUCAGGAGGUUAAUACUGCUUGUGAGGGAAGCUACUGGAAUCCAGAAAAUGAAAUCUGUGAAACCAAGCUACAAAAAGUUGAUAAGGCACUUGAGGACCUCAACAUUUAUGAUAUCCUUGAACCAUGCUACCAUAGGCCUGAAAUCAGGAAAGUUACCGUUCGUCAUAACAAGUUGCCAUCAAGUUUCAGAAGAUUGGGGGAGACCAAUCGACCGCUGCCUGUUCGAAAAAGAAUUUUUGGUCGUUCUUGGCCUCUGAGAGCUCCAGUAAGAGAAGGACAUGUCCCGACAUGGCCAGAACUUGGUAGUUCAGUUCCUUGUAUGGAUGAUGAAGUUGCAACUUCAUGGCUGAACAAUGAAGCAGUGAGAUCUGCAAUACAUGCUCAACCGGUAAGUGUAGUGGGUCCAUGGGAGUUGUGUACAGAUAAUAUUUCCUUCCAGCAUGAUGCUGGAAGUAUGAUCAAGUAUCACAAGAACCUUACAUAUGGUGGUUACCGUGCACUCAUAUUCAGUGGCGACCAUGAUAUGUGUGUACCUUACACUGGUAGCCAAGCAUGGACUCGGUCACUGGGAUAUCAAGUCCUAGAUGAGUGGAGACCUUGGUAUUUCGAUAAACAAGUUGCUGGAUACACCCAAGGCUACGAGCAUAAUCUUACCUUUCUUACCAUAAAGGGUUCUGGUCAUACUGUUCCUGAAUACAAGCCGAGAGAGGCAUUGGCCUUCUACGCACGUUGGUUGGCAGGCGGAAGUAUUUGAAACAGAAAAUGUUCAAAUUCCAUUGCAUUCCUUCAUGGAAUCAUGUGUUUGGUUAAAUGUGACCCACAAAAUUCGGUGCACCAUGAGGAAAUUGUUGCAGCUAAUUUCGAUAUGUUUGAAUUAUAGUUAAUCUCUUACAAUCCUGCAAUGUCAAACUCCAAGGAGACAAUUAUAUUAUGUCAGAAUGCACUUACUUUUGUACUA
Molecule: messenger RNA, 1742 nt
Organism: Musa acuminata subsp. malaccensis (wild Malaysian banana)
Lineage: Eukaryota; Viridiplantae; Streptophyta; Magnoliopsida; Zingiberales; Musaceae
Product: serine carboxypeptidase 1
Biological process (GO): proteolysis; secondary metabolic process
Molecular function (GO): acyltransferase activity, transferring groups other than amino-acyl groups; serine-type carboxypeptidase activity
Source: RefSeq, a predicted model, not a curated record